This is a messenger RNA of Morone saxatilis (striped sea-bass), 2464 nucleotides long. RefSeq names its product RNA polymerase II associated protein 3 (gene rpap3). NCBI's taxonomy places the organism in Eukaryota, Metazoa, Chordata, Actinopteri, Moronidae. Gene Ontology annotation, molecular function: protein binding. Bases 370 to 2352 code for a protein of 660 amino acids. The record is from RefSeq and is a predicted model, not a curated record. The transcript has 16 exons.
AGAGGCUGCUGGUACUCGGCUGUCAUGGCUCCGAACGUAAACAGAAACCUAUGAUUCACGACACAUUCUGUUCUAACGUUAGUAUACAGCCAAAUUAACCGUAGCUACAUUUAAAGUGCAAUUAUCCGCCGGAGAAAGAAGUGACAGGUACUUUACAAGGUUCAAGUAGCUACAGAGUCUCUUCCAUUUACUUUAUUUCCCCUUAAUGUUUAGUGUUUAUGCUAGCUAGCUAGCUGCUAGCCCCCAAAAGCAUGGCAGCGUGAUACUCGUGUUUUCCCUCUUGGCUGCCGCACAAACUUCAAGACAACAACUACAGCAAGGAGUGUUAAGAAAGUGUCCAAAACAAAUGUCUGUUUCACAGGGAAUAACAUGUCCGGGGGAAACAAAGCCAUUGAGUUACAGCUUCAGAUGCGGCACAAUGCGGAGGACAUGCACAGCUUCAUGAAGGAGCUGGAGAGCUGGGAGAGCGACAUCAAGAAGAAGGACGAGGAGCUGAAGACGGGAGGACUUCAGGAGGUCCAGAAGAAGCUCCCACCUGUGCGCAACAAGGACUACAAAACAAAGAUGAGGGAAAAGAAGAAGAAGAAGAAGGAGCCGAGAGGCAAUGGAGACGCAAAGGGAGACGAGUCCAAGGAAGCCUCAAGGAUAAAAGCAUACGACUACCGAUCGUGGGACAAGUUCGAUGUGGACAAGGCCCUGUCGGAGAUGGAUAAGGAGGAAAGUCCCGCAGAGUCCAACGAGUCAGACUCUGAGGAAGUUGAUCGAGAGAAAGCGCUGGCUGCGAAAGAAAAGGGUAACGCUUUUUUCAAAGACGGGAAGUACGACGAGGCCAUUGAGUGUUACACCAGAGGGAUGGAUGCAGAUCCUUACAACCCUGUGCUUCCCACAAACCGAGCCACCUCCUUCUUCAGACUCAAAAAGUAUGCUGUGGCAGAGUCCGACUGCAACUUGGCGAUAGCUCUGGACAGCAACUACUUCAAAGCGUAUGCACGAAGAGGAGCAGCGCGGUUUGCACUGGAGAAAUGUGAAUCCGCGUUAGAAGAUUACGAGAUGGUUCUCAAGCUUGACCCCGGGAACGUGGAAGCACAGAAUGAAAUGAAAAAAAUCAAAGAGAUCCUCGGACAACAGGCACCGGCCGUCCCGAGCGAAUCCACACAGCCGCAGGAGGCUCCCACAGUGGCCCCCGAGCAGCAGAGACUGGUGGAGGAGCAGCAGAGACUGGUGGAGGAGCAGCAGAGACGACAGGAGGCGGUUAUGCAAAAGGACAGAGGGAAUGCUUAUUUCAAAGAGGGGAAGUAUGAAGCGGCUGUUGAGUGCUACAGCAGAGGCAUGGAGGCGGACAGCAUGAACGUCUUACUGCCCGCCAACAGAGCCAUGGCCUUCCUCAAGCUGGAGAAGUACAAGGAGGCAGAGGAGGACUGCACCAAAGCCAUUUUUCUGGACAGUACUUACUCCAAGGCUUUCGCCCGUCGUGCCACAGCCAGGGUGGCUUUAGGGAAACUGCAGGAGGCCAAACAAGAUUUCCAGGAGGUGUUGAAACUGGAACCAGGGAACAAACAAGCCCUGAAUGAGCUCCAGAAACUCCAGAUUGAUGAGGGUUCCAGCGGCCUUCUACAAGCAGCAGACAGCACGCAGACGAGAACAGUCCAGCCCAUAGACAAACCAACACAUCUGCAGUCAACUAAACCACUGAGGAGGAUUGAAAUUGAGGAAGUGAGUGGAAAGGUGUCAGUGUCUGAGGUGGACUCAUGUGGGUCCAAGUCCUUCGUCCAGGAAGUGGAGAGGGAGGCUGAGGACGAGUCCUCUCCACUGUCCACAUCACCCAGCGCCAAGAUGAUCAAGAUCGAGGAGAUAGCCGAAGUCCCUUCACACUCAUCUGACCGAGUUCCCUCGAGCAGACAGACCCAACAGCCAGCGCAGGAGGAAAUCGCUCAUCCUCCGGAACCAUCAGCCAGCCCCUCCCCGCCAGUCACAGACCUUCCUCCUCCGCCCACCAACAGCUUCCAACUGGAGGCCGACCUCCGCAAGAUCGGAAAGCAGCCUGAAGUGAUUUACAGAUAUCUGAGGCAAAUCAAGCCCGACGCGUACGCACACAUUUUCCACCACUCCCUUGAACCUGACAUUCUCAACCAGAUCCUGAGGACUCUGCAUGGUUUCUAUAUCAAGAAUGAAGCCCCCACCACCACGCUGGAGAUCCUCAAGAGUCUAGCAAGUGUGAGACGCUUCGACAUGGCUGUCAUGUUCAUGUCGUCCCCGGAGAAGAAAGUGCUUAAAGAAGUGUUUGACUUCCUCCACCAAGCUGAGCUGGAAGGAUCAUCUGUCACAGCCUUGCAGAAGAAGUACGGAGUGUGACGCUUGGAUUUAAGGCAAAGCUAUAGAUUUUAAAUUUGUGCUGCAUUGUUUUCAAAGCCAACUGAACAAUGUAGAUAUAUUCUAAUACUGAAUAAACUUUCAUAAAAAUUCA